ACACGCCUUCGUUGCCUGUAAUUGUAAACAACGCAAAAGGAUAUGAGGACUCCAAUUAAGCGCUCAAACUUUAUCCACAACUUGUUCUGAGUGAGAGUUUUCAGCGGAAGAAGAAGAAAAACUAACAAUGGCCUGUGCAGCCAUGGCCACGGCGGUUCCAUUUGGUCUGAGAUAUUCCCCAUCAUGCUCUUUCAUGGCUCAGCUCUCUCGCGGCUCAGUUCAACUCGCUCAAUUCAAUAGGCCCAACUCGUUGAGACUCAGUUCCUCACAUAGCAUUUCUGGGUUGGCCUCGCUUCUUCCUCACAGGCUCUGCACUAUUGCUUCAAGCCCUCUUAGGCCUCUUUCUCUCACCAUCGUCUCUGCUAAAGGCUACAAAAUGAAGACCCACAAGGCUUCGGCACAGCGCGUCAGGGUGACAGGUAGAGGCAAAAUAGUUCGCAUGAGCCGGAGGAGAGCUGGAAAGCAACAUUUACUUGUAAAGAAGAAUGCCAAGAGGAGAACUCGACUAUCCAAAAUGCAUGAGGUGAGUCGAAGUGACUAUAACAAUGUGAUUGGAGCCUUGCCAUAUCUGAAAGUAAAUAGAAAGGCAGAGUAGAGGUGAUCUUUAAACGUGAAAGCAGAAGGCGUUUCUGACAUGCACACCUGUAUUUCUCACAUCUUUGUGAAAGAAAGUGCUUGAUUAAUUUCAAUGAUUUUUUGUUUUUUUUGUUUUGGUUUCCUAGUCAAUUGAGGGUGGUUGGUAUUACAUUUACCUACACUGGAAUUUCUAAUGUACGGAUAUAUAUAAUGUCAGCACUUAUUGUCCAUCAGUUUCCUCUUUCAGAAGAUGCUUGAACUUGAGUAUGCUAGAAACUGCAGGCAAUAAUGGUAACAUUUUAUGAUGUAUUUUAUUUGAGGGCUAACGACGAAACA
Prunus mume (Japanese apricot) is the source of this 912-nucleotide messenger RNA. It is a transcript of the gene PRPL35, whose product is annotated as Ribosomal protein L35. Gene Ontology annotation, cellular component: large ribosomal subunit; ribosome. NCBI's taxonomy places the organism in Eukaryota, Viridiplantae, Streptophyta, Magnoliopsida, Rosales, Rosaceae. Gene Ontology annotation, biological process: translation. Gene Ontology annotation, molecular function: structural constituent of ribosome. The record is from RefSeq and is a predicted model, not a curated record.